Messenger RNA from Zingiber officinale, 2218 nucleotides. RefSeq names its product O-fucosyltransferase 23-like. Gene Ontology annotation, biological process: pollen-pistil interaction. The record is from RefSeq and is a predicted model, not a curated record. Lineage: Eukaryota; Viridiplantae; Streptophyta; Magnoliopsida; Zingiberales; Zingiberaceae. The transcript is spliced from 3 exons. The coding region runs from base 596 to 1945 and encodes 449 amino acids.
UGCAAUGUCGCCACGAAUUCUGCGACGACCGCGAAUAAUCCUAUGUUUAGGGUUGCCGUGUGCGAAGGUAGGCUGGGUGGCAAGGGUUUUGUUGCCGUGUCCGAAGGAAGGCCGGUGCGAAGGGUUUCUCUCCGGUGGUUGUAGAUCCGGCGGCUCGGGUGCUAAGGAAGGUUGGGUGCCAAGGGUAUUUCUCUUUCUCUCUCUUCGGUGGUUGUAGAUCCGGCGGCUCGGGUGCGAAGGAAGGUUGGAUGGGAAGGGUUCCUUAUGUAGAGGAUCCAAAUACUCCGGAAGAAACGUUUUUAACUACUGUAAAAUUGUUAAAUCUUUGGAUUACAUCAGAUGCUUGAAACUUGUUAUAUCUUAGCUACUUCAGUGGGUGCCAGCAGUAUCGACACUAGGCAUUUGGCAGAUCCUAUGAUUAUAAGAGAAUCAUGAAUGAAUGUUUAGAUAACCCAAUAAAAAGAGGUUGAUCAUUUUGCAUCAUUCGUCCUCAUUGUGAUUUGCUUUUUCUACAAUACUAAUGGGGAGCAGAAGUUCUGGUGAUAAAUUUAUCAUUCAUGGUGAUACAACAAGAACAGAAUGAAGAAAGCCAGUGAUGAAUUCAGCAAACAUUGAGUUGCUCAAGCGAAGCAGCUAUAGCAUGAAGCAUUUGGUUUUCAGGUGCUUCACUUUGGUAUUUUCUAUAUUUGUACUUGGGACCGUCAUAUCUUCAUUCCCCAGUUCCAAUUUGCUUACAUGGAGGACCUCCAAUUGGAUAGGCAUCACUGCUGCUUCUAACUUGCAAAAUUCAAUCAGGAGAGACAAAUUCCUGGAAGUCCCUCAGAUCAUUUGGGGGUUGAACAAUCAGAAAAUUGCACUGGCCAGGGCAUGCUUAACAGCGAGAUUCUUAAACAGAACCCUUCUGAUGCCUAGUUUGAGUGCAUCUCUAUUCUACAAAGAGGUUGAUUUGCUUGAACCUAUGGCAUUUGAUAAGUUAUUCAAUUUUGAAAAAUUCAAUGAUCGAUGUAAUGGAUUUGUGCGGUUGGGACGCUAUUCUGAUCUUGUGAACAAGAGCAAGCCAUACGAGGUCCUUAAAGGUAGUGGUAGGAAGUGGACAAAGGAAAGGGAUCUACAUCAGUUGACACAAUGCAGGAAUGAGUCAUUUGAUUACAUUGAAGUUAUUCGGAUCUCUGGGAAAAAUCCUUUCCUUUGGCACGACCAUUGGCCAGCCAAGGAUUAUGCAAAGUUAUUUGAAUGUCUUAUAGUGGUUGAUGAGAUAGAGAUGGAAGUGGCUAAGGUGAUAUCAAAGAUUAAAGACGUAGGUAGAGAGUUGAGCCACAAUUCUAAUGCUCCGCCGAAGAAUGUGAGUUUAGAUGGCUGGCAAGAUCACCAUGUCCCAUACAUGGCUGUUCAUAUGAGGAUCGAGAAAGACUGGAUGAUUCAUUGCAAGAACGUAGAGCAGAGAUUGAACAUAAACCAGAUAUGUAGUAGCAAGGAUGAAAUAAUUGAAAGAGUAUCGCACAUUACCACUAUACAGCAGCCUAUAGUGGUUUACCUUGCAGUUGCCGAUGCCCUUCUAGAGGACGAUUCAAUACUAAGCGGAUGGAAAGAUGGUUUUGUUCCUUUCGAGAAAAAAAGUCUGGCAAUUAAGGAUGUAUACGAUAAGCACCCUUACCUUAUACAGUCUGCAAUUGACUAUGAGGUUUGCUCUCGAGCAGACAUUUUUGUUGGAAACAGCUUCUCUACAUUUUCCAGCCUUGUAGCACUAUCUCGGACAAUGAAGUCGAUUGGAAUGGGGUUCACAAACUCAUGCUCAACGGAAGUUGGAUAUUCAUCGUAUGCAUACAACAUCGCAGAACAGCACGGUGGAGCUAAAAUGUGGAUGACCAAUAUGUCUGCCCCAAGUCUCUCCAGCAUAAGUUAUGGGACUAAUAGCAUAUCAUGUUACAGUUACUGGAACACAUAAGUUAAGGCAGCAUCCUUUAUUCUAUAGGAUGCGGCUGUUGCUAAAUAGAUGCCGUGACCGCAUUCAGGAAGAUUUUUCACUUCGCAAAGUCUAACCGGUGAUUCAAAACUGACUGACUUCUCAAUUGGUACAAGAUUUCUUGUUCAGCAUCUUUUAUACAGGUUGUAACAUAAUUUAACACCCAUUUUUUUUUUUGAAAGAUGAAAAAAAUUGACUAAAUACUUGCUCUUAUUGUGUUGGCUCUUAUUGGGAUCUCAAGUGUUUCUACAACCA